AAUCAAGGCGGAGGACUCCAUGGACAUGGGCGUGGUCUUGCUGUUUUAUGGACUGUACUACGGCGUGAUGGGCAGAGACUUUGCCGAAAUCUGCUCCGACUACAUGGCUGCAACCAUCGGGUUCUACAACAGAGGCGGCAUGCCCAGCAGGAACUUGUGGGGAGACAUCUGUGCCGUGUGCGGUCAGAAGAUCCUGGUGGAGGUGGAGGAGGAGGGCUUCAUCGAGGACACCUACCAACUCUCCUGUGGUCACAUAUUCCACGAGUUCUGCAUCCGCGGCUGGUGCAUUGUGGGUAAGAAGCAGACGUGUCCGUACUGCAGUGAGAAGGUGGACCUGCAGAGGAUGAUGAACAACCCCUGGGAGAAAACUCACGUUCUGUAUGCUCGGCUGCUCGACUGGCUCAGAUAUUUAGUCGCCUGGCAGCCCAUCAUCAUCGGCAUUGUUCACGGGAUUAACUUCUCCCUGGGCCUGGAGUAGAACCCUGAGGAACGCCACUGUGGAAGCCAGUAACUGUCAGACUUGGAGCCACGAGGUUCUGAUCUGGGCCGCAGGAGAGUCCUCCAGCACAGAUCCAGUAUUUGAACAUGCUUCGUGUGCUGUUCGUAUAGAGUAGGGUCAGGCACCGACCGAUGAAUAAGCUUCUGCUUUUUUCUGAACCUGCAGCUUUUUGGAUACUUGAGCCGCUCCGGAGCUCAGUUUUUCUCCUGAACAUCGUAUUUCCUC
Nematolebias whitei (Rio pearlfish) is the source of this 724-nucleotide messenger RNA. Its product is annotated as RING finger protein 175. Gene Ontology annotation, molecular function: ubiquitin protein ligase activity; metal ion binding. The record is from RefSeq and is a predicted model, not a curated record. Lineage: Eukaryota; Metazoa; Chordata; Actinopteri; Cyprinodontiformes; Rivulidae. Gene Ontology annotation, cellular component: Golgi membrane; endoplasmic reticulum membrane.